AUGGAGAGAUCUGAUGGGAGAGAUCUCAAUGGCUUCAUCGACCCAUCCAGGAGCUCAGUUUCUGAUAGCGUGCUGUUUGAUGCAUCUCAAUAUACUUUCUUCGGGAAAGGUGCAGCUGAUGGAGUGGAAUUAGAGGGUUUGGAAGAUGAAAACGAGGAUGUUCCUGCAAUUGGAAGCAGAUUUAAUGGGGAAGAAGAUUUGAACGAGUACCAUUUGUUUGACAAAGAUGAGGGGUCGGGCUUGGGAUCACUAUCGGAUAUAGAUGACCUGGCUACUACAUUUGCUAAGAUAAACAAAGUUGUGUCUGGACCAAGGCAUCCUGGAGUUAUUGGUGAUAGGGGGUCUGGAUCUUUCUCAAGGGAAAGUUCAUCAGUCACAGAAUGGGCACGAGAUGCGGAUUUCCCUGAUUGGCUUGAGCAUCACAUAUCAGAUUCUGAAUGUUAUGAGGAAAACAAGAGAUGGUCAUCACAGCCCCAUCUCUCUUCACUGUUCCUUUCGGAAUCAAAACCAUUACAGAGAACUUCUUCAUACCCGCAGCCUCCACCACAACCUCUGCAACACUGUUCGAGCGAACCCAUAUUAGUCCCAAAAUCAUCUUUCACUUCCUUUCCUCCACCGGGUUCACAACAGCAAGCUUCAUCGUACAAUAAUAAUAAUAAUUCCUACCACUUUAAUCUGCCUUCACUUUCCGGUGGGUCUCAGUCUUCUCUAUCCACACCAAACAAUUCUUCCUUAAAUAGUUCUGCUCUCCAUUUGUCCGGCUUGUCUCGUGGGCUCCGUUAUAGCACGAACAUGUCCCAGUUGACCACUUCGCCAAAUCUCGCCCGCCAAAAUCGACUACAGAGCCAGUGGAGUAGCCAUGCUGGCCUUCUUCACGGGGACCAUUCGAUCCUCGUAAACAAUAUAUUGCAACAACAGUAUCAGAACGGGCUGCUGCCACCUCAGCUUCUGUCGUCCCCACAGCAGCAAAGGGGACAUUUUUCCUUCAACCCAUCUUUAGCCCAUUAUUCGGCAUUACAAAAUCAAAUCUUCAGCACUUUCCCCUCACCUGCCCAUCUGAGUAAAUACGGAUUGCCCGAAAAGAGAGGUUCGAAACCCAAGUCAAAUAAAAGCAAGCAGCACUCUGUUCGUUUUUCCCAACAGACUUCCGAUGCCAGCAGCAGCCUCAGGAGUGAGAGCAACAGUCUCCCGCAAUUCAGGUCAAAGCACAUGACUUCCGAAGAAAUCGAAAGCAUCCUCAAAAUGCAGCUUGCGGCAACCCAUGGCAAUGACCCGUACAUAGAUGAUUAUUACCACCAGGCCCGACUGGCCAAGAAAUCUGCCGAAACACGGUCGAGGUCCCGUUUUUGCCCAUCCACUCAAAAAGAACAGUCUUCUUCCAAAUCACGCAAUAGCACUGAUUCACAGCCGCACCUCCACGUGGACGCUCUCGGAAGGGUCGGUUUUUCGUCCGUCAGGAGGCCCCUCCCUCUUCUCGAGCUCGACCCGCCUCCCCCUGCCUGUGGAGAAAUUAUUCCCGAGCACAAAUCGUCCGAGAAGCCUCUGGAAAAGGAGCCGAUGUUUGCAGCUAGGAUUACGAUUGAAGAUGGGAUCAAUCUUCUUCUUGAAGUCGAUGACAUUGAUCGGCUCUUGCAGUUUACUCAGCCACAGGACGGUGGGACCCACCUCCGGCGAAAGCGCCAUGUCCUCUUGGAAGGCCUGGCCGCCUCUCUUCAGCUAGUCGAUCCUUUGGGGAAAAACGGGAAUUCGGUUGGACUUUCUCCCAAGGACGAUAUCGUCUUUUUACGGAUUGCUUCCAUCUCGAAGGGCCGGAAACUGGUCUCGAAGUUUCUACAGCUUCUUCUUCCCGGGUCCGAGCUUGUCCGAAUUGUGUGCAUGGCCAUUUUCCGGCAUUUGAGGUUUUUGUUUGGUGGCCUGCCUUCUGAUGCCGAAGCAGCUGGUACUGUAAAUGACCUUGCCAAAAAGGUCUCUCUUUGUGUGAGUUGUAUGGAUCUUAAUUCACUCAGCGCCUGUCUUGCUGCUGUGGUUUGUUCGUCCGAACAGCCGCCUCUCCGGCCAGUGGGCAGCCUCGCCGGAGAUGGCGCUUCUGUAAUAUUGAAGUCUGUUUUAGAGAGAGCCACUGUUUUGUUGAGAGACCCUCAGUUUGCCAGUAACUUCAGCAGCAUUCCUAAUCCCGCUCUCUGGCAGGCUUCAUUUGAUGCCUUCUUUGGUUUAUUAACAAAGUACUGUGUGGGUAAAUACGAUAGUAUUGUUCAGUCAUUGAUUGCUCAGAAUGUGCCGAGUUCAGAAAUAAUGGGUUCCGAGGCUGCAAAAGCUAUAAGUAGGGAGAUGCCUGUGGAGCUUUUACGUGCGAGUCUGCCACACACGGAUGAAAAUCAGAAAAAAAUGUUAAUGAAUUUCGCUCAGAGGUCGAUGCCAGUUACAGGAUUUAAUUCUCAUGGUGGGAAUAGCGGACAAGUAAAUCCUGAAUACGUACGAGGAUGA
This is a messenger RNA of Striga hermonthica, 2484 nucleotides long. The record is from the annotation of a GenBank genome assembly. NCBI's taxonomy places the organism in Eukaryota, Viridiplantae, Streptophyta, Magnoliopsida, Lamiales, Orobanchaceae.